Drosophila suzukii is the source of this 2270-nucleotide messenger RNA. RefSeq names its product Autophagy-related 18b (gene Atg18b). Gene Ontology annotation, cellular component: cytosol; phagophore assembly site membrane; extrinsic component of membrane. The record is from RefSeq and is a predicted model, not a curated record. Gene Ontology annotation, biological process: protein localization to phagophore assembly site; nucleophagy; protein lipidation. NCBI's taxonomy places the organism in Eukaryota, Metazoa, Arthropoda, Insecta, Diptera, Drosophilidae. Gene Ontology annotation, molecular function: phosphatidylinositol-3-phosphate binding; phosphatidylinositol-3,5-bisphosphate binding; protein binding.
UUUAUUUCUGUGUGUGUAAUUUGUUGAGAUAGAACGAGAAAAACAUUCGCAGCAAAACAACAAAGACGACGCAAACCAAACGAAUUUAACUUUACGAAAUCCAAUCAAAUCGAUUCGCAUUGCUCAUCAGCCUGCGUAGAUUUGUAUUUUUUGUGUGCUCCAGCGGUGGAACACAACAUUUAGAUACAGCGAAAAAAAAUACAAAAAUAUCCAAAGGCCAGUGAAAGUGUAACGAGAUAAAUAGAUACAAUCAGCAAAAAAAAAACGAAGAAAAUAAUCCAGCAACAAUGACCACAUAUCAGAUGAACUUCAACCAGGACUUUACCUCCCUCUCCGUACUGAGUCCCACUGGCCUGCGCCUGUACUCGAUUGCCAGCCAGGACAAGGUGGAGGAGAUCUUCGCCAAGGACAACACGGAGCAGAUCCGGAUAGUGGAGCGACUGUUCAACAGCUCGCUGGUGGUGCUGGUCACCGCCCAGAAGCCCAACUGCCUCAAGAUGCUGCACUUCAAGAAGAAGCAGGACAUCUGCAACUGCUUCUACCCCUCGGAGAUCCUGUGCGUCCGCAUGAACCGGCAACGGCUGAUCGUCUGCCUGGCGGAGAGUAUACACAUCCACGACAUCCGCGACAUGAAGAUCCUGCACUCCAUCGAGAACAUUGCGCCGAAUGAGCAGGGCCUGUGUGCCCUCUCCCUCAACUCCCACUUGGCCUUUCCCGUCUGCCAAACCAGCGGUGAGCUGCGCAUCUUCAAUGCCAGCAAGCUGCGCACGGGCAUGACCAUCAGGGCCCACGACACGCCCCUCUCCGCCCUGGCCUUCUCGCCCAGCGGCUCCCUGCUGGCCACCGCCUCCGAGCGGGGCACUGUCAUCCGGGUCUUUUGCGUCAAGAAUGGCCAGAGGGUGCAGGAGUUCCGCCGGGGAGUCAGCUGCGUCCGCAUUGCCUCCUUGGUCUUCUCGGCCAGCGGUGACUUCCUGUGCGCCUCCUCCAACACGGAGACGGUCCAUGUCUUCAAGAUUGAUGGGCGGGCAGUGGAGGCGGCCGAGCUGAAGGCGAUAGCGGAUGUGGCAGCCAAGUCUGAAGGCUCCGCCAAGGAAUCAGUGGCUGCCACAGCAGCUGCGGAGGAGCCUGCGCCCGUCGCCAGCUGGGGCGGCAUCUUUUCCAAGGCGGUGUCCUCGCUGCUGUUGCCCACGCAAGUCAGCGAAGUUUUGGCUCAGGAUCGAUCCUUUGCCACAGUGCAGCUGGCCCAGGGUGGCCUGAAGCACAUUUGCGCCCUGACCCGCGUCCAGAAGGAGCUGCGUCUACUGAUUGCCUGCGAGGAUGGCUUCCUCUACGUGCACGAGUUCCUGGCGGAUCGAGGUGGGGCCUGCAAACUGUUGUCUGUCCACGAUUUGCGCGGUGCCCUGGAGGACAUCAUUGAGUUGCAGCUGAGUGAAAGUGUGCUGAGGUCUCAGAUCAAGUCGACAAAUCCCACGAUUAUGACGCAGCCCUCGCUGACGAUGCUGAAGAGCUGUGCGGCCAGUGUGCUCAUCGAGAAUCCGGAUCCGAUGCAGGACAACAGCUAUGCGAGCAUUCUGAAGGGUGAUCAGGCAGAUGCCAUGUCAGAUUCUGCCAAGUUUCGUAAGCUCUGCGAUGCCAUCGACACUCCAACGAAGCUCUACGAUGAGCGACAGUUUCCGCCCGUGGCCAUUGCCGCCAAGGAUUGACUACGCCGUCGCAGCCACAUUGAUAUGGUCAUAGUUGAUAAACACCAGAUACAUUAGCUAUUUUAGUAAAUUCCCCAAGGAACCAACCUUAGAAAAAUACCCUCAAAGAAAAGUUAUGACAUAUGUACCCUAAGUUCUAAAUGGAAGCAAAAAUACUCUAAAAAAAAGUAUUUCAAUUAAUAUAAUAUAAUUUAAUUACUUUUAAUUUUUUUCCAAAGCUGUAUAUAUGAAAGAAAGUAUCUGAAACAAUAACAAUUAUUUUUCUCAUCCUGAUAAUUUAUUUUUGUCCUAAUGUCUAACCGGAUUAUAUCCUAUGCAAUUACUCAAACUCUGUAUUUUUGUAUUAUACCAACUUAGGCAUAAGUAUAUAAUAAUAGUUAAGAAUAAAAGAAUGUAUAAAAAUUGCGAAAGACGCUAAAAAAAAAAACAAACAAAGAACGGAAACGAAGAAAAGCAACAAAUAAUGUACCUUAAAGUGGAGAGAAAUAACAAACGUAUUCAAUUAGCUUUGCAAAAAAAAUUAAUAAUAUUAUGGAAAAAUAUCGUAAAUAUUAUAAAUAUUUAAAG